Molecule: messenger RNA, 4617 nt
Organism: Mangifera indica (mango)
Lineage: Eukaryota; Viridiplantae; Streptophyta; Magnoliopsida; Sapindales; Anacardiaceae
Product: pleiotropic drug resistance protein 1-like
Exons: 24
Coding region: 151-4506 (1451 amino acids)
Cellular component (GO): membrane
Molecular function (GO): ATP hydrolysis activity; ATP binding; ABC-type transporter activity
Source: RefSeq, a predicted model, not a curated record
CUUAAAAUAUAUAUAUUUUUUAAUUAACUGCCAGCGAUUUGCCUAUAAAUUAACACUGAAAGCUUGCAUUACAUAUCAGAGGAAGUGUUCGUAAAUUUCAUUCUGCUUUCUCGUUAAUCCAUACUUCUUCUGGUUUCUCCAUAUUUAGAAAUGGAACGUCAAGAUCGUCACAGUUUACAGGCGACCAAGUCGAAUGGCCUUUCGAUAUGGAGGGACAAUGGCAGCAUGGCGGUGGCGGCUGCUUUCUCAAACUCGUUUAGAGAAAAGGAAAGUGACGAUGAAGAGGCACUUAAAUGGGCUGCACUUGAGAGGCUUCCGACUUACAGUCGUUUAAAGAAAGGUUUAUUGAUGGGCACGGCGGACGGCGGCAGUUUAGAGGUUGAUGUGAGUAAACUUGAAGCUCGAGAGAGGAAGAAUCUGGUUGACAGAUUGGUGAGACACACUGAAGAAGACAACGAGAAGUUCUUAUUGAAGCUCAGGAACCGCUUGGAUAGGGUUGGAAUCGAAAUUCCCACGCUUGAAGUCAGGUUUGAAAAUCUAAAUGUUGAUGCAGAAGCUCAUGUAGGAAGAAGAGCUUUGCCAACUUACUUCAACUUCUUCAUUAACAAUGCAGAGGGUUUCUUGAACUAUCUCCAUUUACUUCCCAGUAGAAAAAAGCACCUGCGCAUUCUUCAGGAUGUCACUGGAAUCAUCAAGCCUUGCAGAAUGACACUGCUUUUAGGUCCUCCAACUUCUGGAAAAACCACUCUCCUGUUGGCAUUGGCUGGAAAACUGGACCCAGAUUUGAAGCUCUCAGGGAAUAUCACUUACAAUGGCCAUGAAAUGAAUGAGUUUGUGCCUCAAAGAAGUGCAGCAUAUAUUAGUCAACAUGAUCUUCAUAUCCCAGAAAUGACAGUGAGAGAAACCUUGUCCUUCUCUGCAAGAUGCCAAGGGGUUGGCUCUCGCUACGAUAUGUUAGCGGAGUUAGCUAGAAGGGAAAAAGCAGCAAACAUAAAGCCAGAUCCUGAUCUUGAUGUCUUCAUGAAGGCGGCAUCAACAGAGGGAAUGAAGACAAAUGUGGUCACAGAUUACAUUAUAAAGGUUUUAGGACUGGAAAUUUGUGCAGAUACAAUGGUUGGGGAUGACAUGCUAAGAGGGAUUUCUGGUGGACAAAGGAAGCGACUUACCACUGGUGAGAUGCUUGUUGGACCAGCAAAGGUAUUGCUCAUGGACGAGAUAUCUACUGGUUUAGAUAGCUCAACAACUUUCCAAAUUGUGAAUUCACUCAAGCAGUAUGUUCACAUUCUCAAAGGAACUGCUCUCAUUUCUCUCCUGCAACCAGCACCAGAGACAUAUGAUCUUUUCGAUGACAUUAUUCUACUUUCGGAUGGCCAGAUUGUUUACCAGGGUCCCCGUGAACAAGUGCUAGCAUUUUUUGAAUCCAUGGGUUUCAAGUGCCCCGAGAGAAAGGGUGUGGCUGACUUCUUGCAAGAAGUAACAUCAAGAAAAGAUCAGCAACAGUAUUGGGCAUGUAAUGAUGAACCUUAUAGUUUUGUCACAGUCAAGGAGUUUUCUGAGGCAUUUCAAUCAUUCCACUUAGGGAAGAAACUAAAAACUGAGCUUGAAACUCCACUUGACAAGAGCAAAAGCCACCCAUCAGUUUUACCAACUAAGAAAUAUGGUGUUAAAAGGAGAGAGCUACUGAAAGCUUGCUUCGCAAGAGAAAUAUUGUUGAUGAAAAGGAAUGCAUUUGUCCACAUCCUCAACCUCAUUCAGCUUAUAGUGACAGCGCUGAUUGGCUCAACAAUCUUCCUACGGACAGAGAUGAUGCGUAGCAAUUUAAUUGAUGGAGGAAUUUAUAUGGGGGCUUUAUUCUUCGAUGUAGUUGCGGUUACUUUUAACGGAUUGGCAGAACUUGCCAUGACAAUUUUUAAGCUUCCUGUCUUCUACAAACAAAAGAACCUACUAUUUUUUCCAGCAUGGGCAUAUGCUCUUCCAUUAUGGAUUCUCAAGAUACCAGUCACAACCAUAGAAGUUGGAGUUUGGGUAUUUAUCACUUAUUAUGUCAUGGGAUUGGAUCCUCAAAUUCAUAGGUUUUUCAAGCAGUACCUUGUGCUCUUUUUCACUAACCAAAUGGCCUCUGCAUUAUUUCGACUGGCUGCAGCAUUGGCUAGAGACUUGAUUGCUGCUACUACAUUUGGAUCAUUUAUACUGCUAAUACUUUUUGCAAAUUCUGGCUUUGUUCUAUCAAGAGAUGCCAUAAAGAAAUGGUGGAUUUGGGGUUACUGGAUAUCGCCUAUGAUGUAUGGACAGAAUGCAGUUGCUGUGAAUGAAUUUCUUGGGGAGAGCUGGAGUCAUAAGCAAUUUCCAAAUUCCACGGAAACACUUGGGGUUGCAGUAUUAAAAUCCAAGGGCUUCUUCUCAGAUGCCUACUGGUACUGGAUAGGAGUAGGUGCAUUAAUUGGCUUCACAUUACUAUUCAAUUUGGGAAAUAUAGUGGCUCUCACUUAUCUGAACGCACUUCAUAAACCUCAGGCUGUUAAAUCAGUUAACCAAAGCACUGAAGAUGAUGACAGAAACAAAGAAACAAUUCAAACCAAUGCAGAUAGAGGAAAUGAUAUUGGUAGAAGAAUAACCUUAGUGGAGUCAUUAUUCAUGAGGCCAGAAACUGCUGUUAUGAUCACUCAUGAAAGGAGAAGAGGGAUGAUCCUUCCAUUUGAACAACAAUGCAUUACCUUUGAAGAUAUUACAUACUCAAUAGGCGUGCCAAAGGAAAUGAAAGACCAAGGUCUCGCCGAUGAAAAAUUGGUGCUACUGAAAAGUGUGAGUGGUGCUUUCAGACCUGGUGUUCUUACAGCUUUAAUGGGGGUAAGUGGUGCUGGUAAAACCACUCUGAUGGAUGUGCUGGCUGGAAGGAAGACUGGUGGAUAUAUAGAAGGAAAAAUCACAAUUUCAGGGUAUCCAAAGAAGCAGGAAACAUUUGCUCGAAUCUCAGGAUAUUGUGAGCAAAAUGACAUUCAUUCUCCUCAUGUUACUGUCUAUGAAUCCUUGCUCUACUCUGCAUGGCUACGAUUACCCCCAGAAGUGAACUCUGAAGCUAGGAAGAUGUUCAUUGAUGAAAUCAUGGAACUUAUUGAACUAACCCCAUUGAAAGGAGCUCUAGUUGGGUUGCCAGGUGUGAAUGGUCUAUCAACCGAGCAGCGUAAGAGAUUAACUAUAGCAGUUGAGUUGGUUGCAAACCCCUCCAUUAUAUUCAUGGAUGAACCAACUUCGGGGCUAGAUGCAAGAGCUGCUGCAAUUGUCAUGAGAACUGUUAGGAAAACAGUUGACACAGGAAGAACAGUUGUAUGCACCAUACAUCAGCCUAGCAUCGAUAUAUUUGAAGGUUUUGAUGAGUUGUUCCUAUUAAAGCCAGGAGGGCAAGAGAUUUACGUGGGGCCACUGGGUCACCAUUCAUGCCAUCUGAUCAAGUAUUUUCAGGGAAUCAAUGGAGUCAGUAAAAUUAAACCUGGUUACAAUCCAGCUGCCUGGAUGUUAGAUAUUACCUCUCCAGGACAUGAAGUGGCUUUGGGGAUUGAUUUUGCUGAUCUAUACAAGAAAUCAGACUUAUACAAGAGAAAUAAAGAGCUUAUAAAAAAACUGAGCACACCUGCUCCGGGUUCAAAGGAUCUCAGCUUUCGUACUCGCUAUUCAAAGUCAUUUUUCUCUCAGUUGAAGGUUUGCUUGUGGAAACAACAUUUCUCAUAUUGGCGUAACCCACAGUACACUGCUGUAAGAUUUUUUGUGACAAUAAUCAUUUCCUUGAUGUUUGGGACAAUGUAUUGGGAUCUUGGCGCUAAGAGGGCAAAGCAGCAAGAUUUGCUUAAUUCAAUGGGAUCUAUGUAUUCUGCUGUUCUCUUCCUCGGUAUUCUAAAUUCUAAUUCUGUGCAGCCAGUAGUGACCAUUGAGCGAACAGUGUUUUACAGGGAAAGAGCUGCUGGCAUGUAUUCGGCCAUGCCCUAUGCAUUAGCACAGGUCCUAAUUGAGCUCCCAUAUGCUUUUCAACAAGCACUAACCUAUGGUGUUAUCGUUUACACAAUGAUGGGAUUUGAACUCACUCUCAUCAAAUUCUUCUGGUAUUUGUUCUACAUGUACUUCACCUUAUUGUACUUCACCUUCUAUGGCAUGAUGGCAGUGGCUAUGACACCAAACUACCACAUUGCCGGUAUCAGUUCAUCAGCAUUCUAUGGAGUGUGGAACCUCUUCGCAGGAUUUGUUAUCCCUUUAAAGAAAAUUCCUUCUUGGUGGAGCUGGUAUUAUUGGGCAUGUCCAGUUUCCUGGACUCUGUAUGGAAUGCUUACAUCACAAUAUGGAGAUGUAAAGGACAGACUUGACAUAGGUAUAACAGUAGAAGAAUUUUUGAGUGACUAUUUUGGAUUCAGGCAUGAUUUUCUGGGCGUCGUCGCAUGUGCAGUUAUUGGUUUUACCUUGCUUUUUGCAUCAGUCUUUGCCAUUUCCAUUAAGCUGCUUAACUUCCAAAGAAGAUAGAAGAUUGUUUCAAUUGUUUUUGAAGGCUUUGAAGCCAAUUGAAUUGUAGUUUUACCUUCAGAUGUUAGACAUAAUUGGCAUUAAUUCAAUAUAUUAUAAUUUUUUAUUCAA